UGGGAUUGAAGAUAAGCAUGAAUAGAGUGCCUCUGAACACAGCUGCGCCAAGCCAACUACUAAAAUCUUGCAGAGAAAAUGGGGAUUCUAGAAGAGACAUACCGCUGGAUCUCGUUGCCGUACGCAUAGAUCCAUAUUGCCACCUGAGUGUAUGCCGUUCAGACUUCCUAAUCUGAUCAUCGCAUCCUUCAGUCGACGGCUGG
Molecule: messenger RNA, 203 nt
Organism: Phanerochaete carnosa HHB-10118-sp
Lineage: Eukaryota; Fungi; Basidiomycota; Agaricomycetes; Polyporales; Phanerochaetaceae
Exons: 1
Coding region: 18-176 (52 amino acids)
Source: RefSeq, a predicted model, not a curated record